AGGAAAAAGCGACAGACAGCACCAAGAAGAUAUUCAUCACAUCUAUUCUCCUUGAUUGCAUAAACAGUUGAUGUAACCAUGGUACUAAUACUGGGGCGCAGAUUGAACAGAGGGGAUAAUCGGGUCCAAGAAUCCCCAGUCACCAAGCGUAAAGUUUUUGAAAUGGACCCAAAGUCUUUAUCAGGCCAUGAGUUCUUUGACUUUUCUCCUGGAUCAUCCCAUGCUGAAAGCAUACUUCAGAUCUUCAAUGAAUUUCGUGACAGUCGCUUGUUCACAGAUGUAAUAAUCUGUGUUGAAGGCAGAGAAUUUCCCUGUCAUCGUGCUGUUCUUUCAGCUUGCAGCAGCUACUUCAGAGCUAUGUUUUGCAAUGAUCACAGAGAAAGUCGGGAGAUGUUGGUAGAAAUUAAUGGAAUUUUUGCUGAAGCCAUGGAUUGUUUUUUACAAUAUGUAUAUACAGGCAAGGUAAAAAUCACCACAGAUAAUGUGCAGUACCUGUUUGAAACAUCAAGUCUCUUUCAGAUAAGUGUUUUGCGUGAUGCAUGUGCUAAGUUCCUAGAAGAGCAGCUAGAUCCUUGUAACUGUCUAGGAAUUCAACGUUUUGCUGAUACACAUUCUCUGAAAACACUCUUUACAAAAUGCAAAAAUUUUGCACUGCAAAAUUUUGAGGAUGUGGCCCAGCAUGAAGAAUUUCUUGAGCUUGGAAAAGAUGAACUUAUUGAUUACAUUUGCAGUGAUGAACUGGUUAUAAGCAAAGAGGAGAUGGCGUUUGAAGCAGUUAUGCAUUGGGUGUACCGGGCUGUGGAAUCCAGGCGCUCAGUUCUACAAGAAAUUCUCACACAUGUGAGACUGCCUUUGUUACAUCCUAACUACUUUGUUCAGACAGUGGAAGUAGAUCAGUUGAUCCAAAAUUCACCUGAAUGUUACCAAUUGUUGCAUGAAGCAAGAAGAUACCAUGUCCUUGGAAAUGAAAUGAUGUCUCCAAGAACUAGACCACGAAGAUCAACUGGCUACUCUGAAGUUAUAGUUGUUGUUGGAGGUUGUGAGCGUGUUGGGGGAUUUAAUUUGCCAUAUACAGAAUGUUAUGACCCAAUGACAGGAGAGUGGAAAUCCCUGGCAAAAUUACCAGAAUUUACAAAAUCUGAGUAUGCAGUUUGUGCUUUGAGGAAUGACAUCCUUGUUUCAGGUGGAAGAAUCAACAGCCGUGAUGUAUGGAUUUAUAAUUCUCAACUUAACAUUUGGAUCAGAGUCGCUUCUCUAAAUAAAGGGAGAUGGCGCCAUAAAAUGGCUGUCCUCCUUGGUAAGGUGUAUGUGGUUGGAGGAUAUGAUGGGCAAAAUCGGCUGAGUAGUGUGGAGUGUUAUGACUCUUUUUCCAAUCGAUGGACAGAGGUAGCUUCACUUAAAGAAGCUGUCAGUUCUCCAGCAGUUACCAGUUGUGUGGGCAAACUGUUCGUGAUUGGUGGAGGUCCAGAUGAUAACACAUGCUCUGAUAAGGUUCAGUCGUAUGAUCCCGAUACUAAUUCUUGGCUCCUCCGUGCAACAAUCCCCAUUGCGAAGAGAUGUAUUACAGCUGUAUCAUUAAACAAUCUCAUUUAUGUUGCUGGAGGACUCACAAAAGCGAUAUAUUGCUAUGAUCCAGUUGAAGAUUAUUGGAUGCAUGUGCAGAACACGUUUAGCAGACAGGAAAACUGUGGCAUGUCUGUCUGUAAUGGGAAAAUCUAUAUCCUUGGUGGGAGAAGAGAAAAUGGAGAAGCCACAGAUACUAUUCUUUGUUAUGACCCUGCAACAAGCAUCAUUACAGGAGUAGCUGCCAUGCCCAGACCAGUAUCAUACCAUGGCUGUGUGACUAUUCACAGAUACAACGAUAAGAAGAAUUUUUGAGUAAGAAAUUAGGCUCAUAUUACUGCCAGGAUUUUUAGGAUUCAUUUUAAGAACAGGAAAGCAGCCUUUUCCAAAGUGUCAUAUGGAAAGAAACGUUGUUGUGUUUAAAGUCUGAAAUGUAAUCAGAUUUGAUUGUUAAAGAUUUCCUAUAGUUACGAUUUUUAACUUCUGAAAUCAUUAACAGUUGAUAUUACUAAAUAGAUCAUGCUCAUGUCCAUAUUG
This is a messenger RNA of Protobothrops mucrosquamatus (brown spotted pit viper), 2100 nucleotides long. It is a transcript of the gene KLHL24, whose product is annotated as kelch like family member 24. The transcript is spliced from 7 exons. Gene Ontology annotation, molecular function: protein binding. Lineage: Eukaryota; Metazoa; Chordata; Lepidosauria; Squamata; Viperidae. The record is from RefSeq and is a predicted model, not a curated record. Bases 79 to 1878 code for a protein of 599 amino acids.